CGGCCGCCUGCGCGCAUGCGCACUGUGCCCUUCGGCAGGACCGUCAUGGCGACUUCUGUCCUCUGUCGCCUGUCGCUCGGGUCAAGCGGUAGGGCCGCGGCCCGCUCCGCUUCCAGGAUUUUUGGUGGAUCCUUAAAUCCAGUUGCAAGUGAAAUCCAGCAACAACAACAACGGAACCUCUCCCUUCAUGAAUAUCUGAGUAUGGGUUUAUUGAAAGAUGCAGGCAUAAGUAUCCCAAAAGGACAAGUUGCCAGUUCAGCUGAUGAAGCCUUCAAAGUUGCCAAAGCAAUAGGGUCGAAAGAUGUAGUAGUGAAAGCACAAGUUCUUGCUGGUGGUCGAGGCAAAGGGGAAUUUGAAGGUGGGCUGAAGGGAGGAGUGAAAAUCGUUUACUCCCCAGAGGAAGUUCGGGAUAUUGCUUCACGGAUGAUCGGGAAAAAACUAUUCACCAAACAAACUGGAGCGAAAGGGCGGAUAUGUAAUCAGGUGUUUAUCUGUGAGCGCAGGUAUCCAAGAAGAGAAUACUACUUUGCUAUCACUAUGGACCGGUCUUCUCAAGGACCUGUCCUUAUUGGCAGCAGUCAUGGAGGGGUGAAUAUUGAAGAUGUGGCAGCAGAGACUCCAGAUGCCAUUAUCAAGGAACCUGUGGACAUUAUGGAGGGAAUUAAAAGAGAGCAGGCUGUCAAGGUUGCUCAGCAAAUGGAUUUCCCAGCUGCACUGGUAGACGAUGCUGCUGAUGUCAUUGUACGUUUGUAUGAGCUCUUCUUGAAAUAUGAUGCCACAUUGAUUGAGAUAAACCCGAUGGUUGAAGACUCAUCAGGCAUGGUGAUGUGCAUGGACGCGAAGAUCACCUUUGAUUCCAAUGCUGCAUACCGCCAAAAACAAGUGUUUGAUUUGCAAGACUGGUCCCAAGAAGAUGAAAGAGACCAUGAGGCAGCAAAGGCAGAUCUUAACUACAUUGGACUAGAUGGCAACAUAGGCUGUUUGGUGAAUGGUGCAGGACUGGCUAUGGCAACCAUGGAUAUUAUAAAACUUCAUGGUGGCACUCCAGCUAAUUUCCUGGAUGUGGGUGGUGGAGCAACAGCCCAGCAAGUUACAGAAGCCUUCAGACUUAUUACUUCAGACAAAAAGGUUCAGGCGAUUCUGGUGAAUAUUUUUGGUGGCAUUAUGCGUUGUGAUAUAAUUGCUCAAGGGAUCAUUACUGCUGUUUCAGAUCUACACAUGAAAAUUCCCAUUGUUGUUCGAUUGCAAGGCACACGUGUCGAUGAUGCAAAAGCAAUAAUUGCUGCGAGCAGCCUGAAGAUCCUUGCCUGUGACGAUUUGGACGAUGCAGCUCGAAUGGUUGUAAAACUUUCAGAAAUUGUUUCACUCGCCAAAGAAGCUCAAGUCAACGUGAAUUUCCAGCUCCCAAUCUAAUUGUGAUGCUUCAACCUCACAGCUAAAGGCUUUAGUGGAAAUGUUUACUGAAUAGCUAUUUAUUUUUCAUGUGCUUUUGUUUCUUGAAAAUGAUGGCUGAAUAAAAGGAACGAAUGUGUUUAGCUGCUUGCAGUUAUUUGUUAGCUGCUUCUUUGAAACACAAAGACACAAGAUUCCUUAUUACAAUCUUCCCAAGCUAGUAUUAAAGUUCCAAAGUUUCUCCUCAGUUCAAUAGUUAGAAAAAAAAUUCAAAGGUGCUGUACUAUACAUUUACAAUGAUUAUUUACCAGGUAUGUUUUAUUUUGUUCAUGCAGCUGUGAUCCAUAUGGUCAGUGAUGUAACUGCGCUUUGAACAAUCUUCAUCUCUGGCUUCUACUAUACAACUAUAGGCUUGCAAUUAAUGUUGGCGAAAUUGGAAAAUUGCAUUAACAUUAUGAAGAACCAAAUGUCUUCGGAAUGCUUUAUAUGUUUUGUCUGCAAAAUCUCCCAACAAUAAUUUCUAGGUUUUAGUUCUUUCACACAAUGCAUGGUCUUCCCCAGUUCCCUCCCCCUGUGCUUAAGUUUUACUUGGGCACGCCCAGUUUUGUGAUACUGUAAUGUUUGAUUAUUGGAGUUGUUUUGUUUUACUUUGAUUCUGCUUUUGUGAAGGAUACAGGAAAAGAGCAUUUGAGUAUUUUUUUGCCAUGAGGUUAUACCACACCAAACGAUGUAUGUGUCACUUCAACUUAAAAAUUGUAUUAUCGUGAGUUAAUAAAUUCUCUAUUAUUAUCAGUGAA
This is a messenger RNA of Chiloscyllium plagiosum (whitespotted bambooshark), 2189 nucleotides long. RefSeq names its product succinate--CoA ligase [ADP-forming] subunit beta, mitochondrial-like. Gene Ontology annotation, biological process: tricarboxylic acid cycle; succinyl-CoA metabolic process. Gene Ontology annotation, cellular component: succinate-CoA ligase complex; mitochondrion. The record is from RefSeq and is a predicted model, not a curated record. Gene Ontology annotation, molecular function: ATP binding; succinate-CoA ligase (ADP-forming) activity. Lineage: Eukaryota; Metazoa; Chordata; Chondrichthyes; Orectolobiformes; Hemiscylliidae.